Molecule: messenger RNA, 593 nt
Organism: Molossus molossus (Pallas's mastiff bat)
Lineage: Eukaryota; Metazoa; Chordata; Mammalia; Chiroptera; Molossidae
Gene: SKA2
Product: spindle and kinetochore associated complex subunit 2
Exons: 4
Coding region: 32-397 (121 amino acids)
Biological process (GO): chromosome segregation; cell division; mitotic cell cycle
Cellular component (GO): outer kinetochore; spindle microtubule
Molecular function (GO): microtubule binding
Source: RefSeq, a predicted model, not a curated record
GCCACGGCCUGAGGAAUGUCAACUAUUCAACAUGGAGGAGGAGGUCGAUAAGCUGGAAUUGAUGUUCCAGAAAGCUGACUCUGAUCUGGAUUACAUUCAAUACAGGCUGGAAUAUGAAAUCAAGACUAAUCAUCCUGUUUCAGCAGGCGAGAAAAAUCCAGUUACACUCUUACAGGAAUUGUCAGCAAUAAAAACUCGAUAUCAAACUUUGCAUGCACGCUUUAAACCAAUUUCUGAUGAGCAGAAAGAGACCAAGAGCCGCAUUUGUGCUACUUUCAAUAAGACUAUGACCGUGAUACAAGAACUACAAAAGCAAACAGACCUGGAGCUUUCACCAAUGACCGAAGAAGAAAAAAUGGCAAUACAGCAAUUAAAAUCUCACUUGUCAGACUUAUGAAGAAAUGGACUUGCAAAAGGGAACUCUAAUAGAGAAGAGAUCAAUUCCAGAGAGAUUUAGGAAGAUGUCUUAUUAGCACUUGGUAACUAGAGGUAGGGUAGGUGAAGGAGAAGAUUUGGCCUGGGUGACUAGAUAGUGAUGCUUUUCACAAGAGAGGGGACUAUAAGAAGGGCAGAUAUGAAUACAUUUCAGUCAA